AAAUCAAGAGAGAGAGAGAGAGAGAGAAGUGGAUUACGCACGCACACACGCACGCAGACACUUCUCCCAUUCUCUUCCGGAAAUCUCGUUUUUCGGGUUAUACUUCCUCCUCCAUUUGAGCAAAUUCAUUAAAAAAAAAAUAAAAAAUUAGGGGAAUUUUGAUUUUAUUUGUUUAUUUAUUUAUUUUUGGCUCUUCUCCAUUUUGUUCUUUGGAGAGGGCACGCAGACGAGAAAGGGAGGGAUGGGUGAAUGGAUUGUUCGGCUUUGAAUAUUUCAUGGAAACCAGGUUUUUAUGGGUUGAACUUGAAGAAUCAUGGGGAGUUGCAGCGAAGAUGAAGAGGAUCGAUUCUUUGAAUCCCGGGAGGAGCUCGCAUCCUUGUCCGAGUCGGGGUCGGAUCGCCGUCAUAGUUUUGAGUCCAGUUCCGGGCCUGUGAAUUGGGUCUCGGGUAGUUUCCAAUAUGAGGUCUGGGUGAAGAUCCCAGAAAGCAUUCGCGAGCGCAGAAAUAAGUUCAUGAAAUGGAUGGGUUUAAAUUUAGAUGGCACCACAGUGGAUGAUUCCCGAGUUGGUUCCCUUGUCCACGAAGUGGAAAUCGAGAGAAUCACAGAGAACAGUGGGGCUGUGCUCAGAAGUUCUGACUUUGAAGAUGGGUUUUCAUCGAGUCGAUCUUCCCUGUCUUGCUGGUCCAAUGACGCUCCAGAUUUUUCAGAAGAUGGGGUCUUGGCUGAGAAUUUGGUUUGUAGAAUAAAAAACUUAGACGAUGGGACAGAGUUUGUCGUGGAUGAAUUAGGACAGGAUGGAAUGCUCAGCCGACUUCGUCAAGUCGGUUCGGAUCGUCUGGUUACAGUGGAAGAGUUUGAGAAAACUCUCUGGGUAUCUCCUCUGGUGCAGCAAUUUAUGCGGAGAGAAGUUGCAGAGGCAAGCAAUUCAGUGGAUAAGGAAAAAAGAGUAAAGAGGGGAUGGUUAAGUAAGGCUUUUUCUUGCAUUGUGAGAGGACAAGCGGAUGGUAGCGAUUCCCUGCCCGACUAUUCUAACCCUGAUUUGUUGCGUAGGGUUCAGAAGGUCAGGGUUCGCCCUUGUAGGAAGCGGUCUAAGGAGCUCUCUGCCCUCUAUAGGGGACAAGAGAUAUCUGCUCACAAGGGUUCAAUAUUGACAAUGAAAUUCAGUCUUGAUGGGCAGUGUCUGGCAAGUGCUGGUGAGGAUGGGAUUGUGCGUGUUUGGCAGGUAGUAGAGGCUGAGAGAUCAAGUGAAGAUGGUAUUCUGGAUAUUGAUCCCUCGUUUAUAUACUUUACUAUUAAUCAUUCUUCUGAGCUGGUUCCCCAUUUUGCGGAUAAAGAGAAACUGUGUAAAUUCAAGACUCUGAGAAAAACUUCAGACUCAGUUUGUGUCAUCUUACCACCAAAGGUCUUCCGGCUAUCUGAAAAACCACUCCAUGAGUAUCAUGGGCACAGCGGUGAGGUCUUGGAUCUAUCAUGGUCAAAGGACAAGCAUCUCCUGUCAUCAUCUGUGGAUAAAACUGUCCGGUUGUGGCGAGUGGGAUUUGAUGGAUGCCUCAGGGUCUUCUGCCAUAAUAAUUAUGUGACAUGCGUUCAGUUCAACCCCGUGAAUGAUAAUUACUUCAUCAGUGGCUCUAUAGAUGGAAAAGUCCGAAUCUGGGAAAUUCCUGGUUCUCAAGUUGUUGAUUGGACUGAUAUAAGAGAAAUAGUCACUGCUGUGUGUUACCGCCCGGAUGGACAGGGAGGGAUUGUUGGAUCCCUGACCGGCAAUUGUCGCUUUUAUGAUGCAUCAGAUAAUUUUCUGCAACUGGAUGAUCAAAUUUGUUUACAAGGUAAAAAGAAGUCGCCUUGGAAGAGGAUCACUGGAUUUCAGUUCUCCCCAACCGAUCCUAGCAAAGUAAUGGUCACCUCUGCCGAUGCCCAAAUCCGAAUUCUGGAUGGGGUUGAUGUGGUCUGCAAAUUCAAGGGUGUUCGGAAUGCAGGGAAUCAGAUAUCUGCAUCUUUUACUGCAGAUGGGAAGCAUAUUAUCUCUUUAAGUGAGGAUUCUAAUGUGUAUAUCUGGAACUACAAUAACCAGGAUGGACCUGUGCCCUCCCAGUCAAAAAGCAUUGGGUCUUGCGAGCGUUUCUUCUCUGACAAUGCAUCAAUUGCUAUACCUUGGUGUGGCUUGAGAUGUGGGUUUGCCGUUAGCUCCACUGUUUUUGACACUGCUCCUCCAGCCCCUAAAAAAAUUGUGGAUCCACCAGCUAGUGAGACAGCAAAUGGGUGUUUGCAGUGCCAGUUGGACAAGAAAUUUCAAAACGUCUUGCCAACGCAUUCACCUGAUCAUUUCUCUAUGGGAAAUGGAUUCUUCUUGGAGGCUUUGCCAAAGGGCUCUGCCACGUGGCCUGAGGAGAAGCUUCCUGCAUCAGGCUUACUGUCUGUGUCAUCGAUAGUCCGUAAAUCCCAGUACAAGUUUCUAAAGACCUCCUGCCAGAGCAUGCUCAGUUCUCAUGCAUGGAGUUUGGUGAUUGUAAGUGCAGGUUGGGAUGGACGUAUCCGAUCAUUCCUCAAUUAUGGAUUGCCGGUUCGUAUUUGAAACAGUACAGGCUCCUUGGAGACACACUGGGGGCAUUUCAACAUAUGUUGCUGUCCCUUUCCUGAUAUUGGAUCCUGUAGAUAAUUCAAUUGCCCAGCCCAAACAUGUGAAAGAAGUGCUACAUUUAUGCUGCCUUGUUGAGUUUGUGAUAUAGUGUUUGUUGAGUGGGCUGAGUCCAAAUUAUAUGGCACCCUCGGCCUCAGCCGGUUCAGGUUUGGUUCUAUAUAGGCUUGUGCAGCAUAAAGGAGUUUUGAGAAGCUAGGGUUCUUUGUUUGGGCCCUUGCAUAUAUGUUAUACCAUACUAUUAUUAAGUGUCCGUGGUUGUGUUGUAAUCAGGGCCUGGUGACAAGAAGAGGCCAGGUUUUGUUCUUCUGGGUUUGGAAAUCCAGCUUGUUAUAUGAUUCUUUAAUUUGUUUGUUAAGAGGACGUGGUGGCUGCCUGAAGGAAAGGAGGGAAGUGCAGUGGAGAUAAUGUCUUUAUAAUUAGGUACGUUAGGGGCCUGUGAAGCAUUUGUUUAUUAAGUGGAGCAGUGAAGAGCGCAGAUCUGGUGGAUUGGAUUCAUUGAUUCGACUUACAGCCCGAGGACAUGCACCUUUCAUGAUAAUGUUCUCUGAUCUGAGUGGUUUUCCAAAAUCCUGUUGGAUCAAUCAUGGACUCAAGGUGGUAGCAGUAGCACCCAAGUGGCCUAGUGGGGUCUCCUUAGAGAAAGUGAGUGGAGUUCUGGUGGCUAAUGUAGUCGCCUUGUCUGGAUUACAUUGAUAUUCAAACUCUGGGAAACCCAUUCCAAACUAAAUCUCUGGUAAAGUGUUGCCUGUUGCUCGUAGUCCAAGUGGCCCAGCAGAACCACCAUUGGCUUAACGCGAAAGGUUGCCCUGCACUGCACUGGUAGUACCCAUUUUUUGUCUCUCUCUAAACGAGUUCUCAUGUAGUUUAUUUUGUUUUCUUUUUUUCUUCUCUUCUAUUCCCAUUUAUUAGAUGGUAUUUCAAUACAAAUGUCAAUUGCUUGAUGUCAUGAUUUAGUAACAUAUAUAUACUUCACUGUAAUUUACCUUUUGACAGAAAAUUGUUCAAAAACUCUGGAAAAGAUGUUUGAAUGAUCCUCCAUGAUUUGCAGUCUUCUAAUAAUAUACAUGUUCGCAACUUCACAUUCA
This is a messenger RNA of Macadamia integrifolia, 3723 nucleotides long. RefSeq lists its product as uncharacterized. Bases 314 to 2572 code for a protein of 752 amino acids. Gene Ontology annotation, molecular function: protein binding. The record is from RefSeq and is a predicted model, not a curated record. The transcript is spliced from 8 exons. Lineage: Eukaryota; Viridiplantae; Streptophyta; Magnoliopsida; Proteales; Proteaceae.